GACAGGUGCCACGGGAAGGGGAGGGCCUGUGGGCGCGGCGGGGUGGCCCGGCGCGACGUCCCAGAGCGGGCGGAGGAGGCAGCGCCAUGACCCUGCAGGGGAGCUGCCGGUGGGCUCUGCUGCUGGCCUGGCUGCCGGCCGGUUGCCUCUCCCUCCUUGUGACAGUGCAGGAUGCUGAGCGUUAUGCCACCUUAUUUGCCACUGUUGUCCUCAAGUGUGACUAUAGCACCUCAGCACAACUGCAGGAUGUGGUGGUGACCUGGCGCUUCAAAUCCUUCUGCAAGGACCCCAUCUUUGACUACUACUCAUACUCAUACCAGGCUGGUUUAGCUCUUGGCCAGGACCCAUCUGAUGACUGCAAUGACAGCCAGCGACAGGUGCGCAUUGUCAUCCAGAAGUAUGGGCAGAAGGACCCUGUGCUGGGUGUUGACUACCAGCAACGAAAGAUCACCAUCCAGAACCGUGCAGACCUUGUCAUCAGUGAGGUCAUGUGGUGGGACCAUGGUGUGUACUACUGCACUGUGGAAGCACCAGGAGAUACCUCAGGUGAUGCAGACAAAGAAGUUAAGCUGAUUGUUCUCCACUGGCUCACAGUACUUCUUAUUGUUCUCGGUGGCCUCCUCCUCCUUCUGCUGAUUGGAGUAUGCUGGUGCCAGUGCUGCCCUCAGUAUUGCUGCUGCCACAUCCCGUGUGUCUGCUGUCCAACCCGGUGCUGCUGUAAUGAGGAAGCACUGAAACGGUAUCGGUUCAUGAAGCAGGCUCAGGCACUUGCACCUUGGAUGUCACCCAACGUGCUCUACGGAGGUGGUGACAGGAACUCGCAACUUUCCUCUUACCAGCUGAACCCUCUACUGCAACAAGAUGUGUCUCUGCAGAACAGUCUUCCACUGGUGCAGCCACAAGCUCAGCUUGCCCCUAGCAAGGGUGUUUUGGACUAUCUGGAGUCUGAAAUCCAAAACCUUAACAUGUCACAGCUCCGGCCACCCUCCCACCAGCGGCAGGCUGUGCAGCCCAGCUUGCUGUCCUCCCUGGGCUCCGACAUCAUGCCACCUCCUCUUGCUGAUCAUGUCUCCUCUAUCCACGGGAGCAGCAACUCCUCACGGCCACAGAGAGCUGCCCGCAACCCCAGACCUGGAGACUCUGCAGCAGAGGACAGGAGGGAAAACCGGAGGUGGCCUGUGCCUUCCAGUGGGGAUUGUCAUUCCAGCUACAGUCAGGAGCCCUGGGACAGGCAGCGAGAGGACCAUCCUCAGAGGCAGAGGACAGGUGGCUACAAUGGCAGGCCCCAGCACUACAGACGGGAUGUGUCUCCUCCACGCCAGGAUGAGAGGGGCAAGAGCAGCAGCAGCAGCUCCAGUUUCUAUCCAGAGGAGGCCAGGGAGCGCUUCAGCCACCAUCAUGGCUGGAGAGAGGACCCCGCAGGGAGGCGAGACUACCAGCACUACACUGGGAGGAGCAACAACUCAGGUCAGAGGCGGCACAGCUACUCUCCUCCUUCUCGACGGGGGUCAUGGAGCUCCUCAGAAGAGCAAGUCCGUGUCCCAGUGACAAACCGCAGGCGACGACACCGGUCUCGGGAAUGGCCAGAAGAUAAACCCCCCAGUUACCGUUCAUUAGACAUCAUCCCAGGUCAGGACAAGAAGGACAAGGAUGACAAGAAGAACAAGAAGCAUGCAGGGCCACGCUCGGACAGAGGAAGUUCCUACAGUGGAAGAAGCAUAGUCAUUUAAUGCCAGCACUGAAAGAACUAAGAUUCCCCCUAGACUCCUCUUAGCUUUUCUACUAUGUAGGUUGGGAUGGCUGCUUUUGAUUGAACUGACAACUAGCAAAAAAACAGAUAAAGCAGCUUCCUCUUAGACUUGUAAUACUGAAGAAUCUCUGUCUACUGACCAUGAAAGCAAUACGUAACUCCUUUUUAUUCUUGCCAUCCACUAAAGACAUUCUGUUGGAAACAGCAGAUAUUUUUAGUAUAUGGUGUAUUCCCAAUCUUUAAAGGGAGGUACCAGUUGUCUUUUUUAGGUGCCCUGGCACUGCAAGCCCAGUCCAUAUAAUGCUGAUCCUUUGCAUGCCAGUUACUGAAGAAUGGCUGUGACAAUCAGAGUUGUAAAGUCACGGGGCAGUAGAAUAAUUUAGGUUGGAAGAGACCUCUGGAAGUCAUCUGAUAUGGUCCCAUGGGUGUUUGGUGUAGGGGGGCACAACAUCUUUCUGAGGCCCUCUGUAGUACUUCACAAAGUAUGAUGUUUGCUGCUUCUGCCUGUCUGCUCAGCACAGUUGGGGCAGUUACUUCCUUUUGUCCCACUAAGCCUCUCUCUCAAACGGAAGGAUGACAGUGUUGGAAGGAUGUUUGACUGCCUUAAUAAGGGCUUACCAGCACGUCUGCAAAUUGCCAGCUUAUCUGCCCUAUACUGACUGAAACAACCUGCCCUACUUUAAGCUUGGACCUUCAUGCCUUAAAAGAUACUUGUUCUAGCCUUUAACCCAGACUUGAAUUUAUUUGUAACCUUUAAGGGCUAAAUUUACCAAGGUUUGGCCAUCCUUACAGACUGAGCAAGUUAUGAUUACUGUCCCUCACACCAUGCACCAGAAUUUAUUUCAACUCUAGGAAGCAUGAUUUUGGUGGAUAUAUCUUUCCUAAGCCAUGUAGUCUUUUCCAUGCAUUUUAUAGUCUCCCUUUUCUCUCUGUGCCCUGUCACCAUUUUUAUUAUUGUUCUUGAUAUUUACCCUGACAUUUAUACCAACUCUGCCUAUGUGGUGCAUCCGAUUUAUCACUAGAUUGCAAGGUUUUCUUAUCUCUUACCUUGCAGCUAGAAUGCAGAAUUUCUGCACACUCUGAGACAAGUUGCAAAGGAGAAAAACGUGCCAUUUCUCCUUGGUAUGAUUCAUCCACUGUUUUCAUUUAAGAUGUGCUGGAAAAAGAGUUGUUGUCUGGAUGCUGGCUGUUUGCACAGGAAACUGGCUUGCCAAAGUCACUUCUUGGAUUCAAGAGACUCAACUGUUGGCAAGGAGCUUUUGGAGCAUCUUGUGAAUUAUUUUGUUACCCAGGGGCACUAGAGAUUGGCCAGUAUCAAUGACUGUAUUGCCUGGCUUAUUUCCCAACCAGUGCCACUUGGGAUACUUGCUACUAUUUGUUCUUUAAUGUUCCAGUUACUGAUAUGCUUAUGCUUUCUCUUGGAAGUCUGACUUGCAGAGUUUUUCACUUUGCCCACUUCCUUUUUUAUUUUUUGUUUGGACAAUGAUGGAAAACAUCACACUUGGAGCAAAUAUUCCCAGCUGGAUGUCCAGUGCAGUUGCUGGUCAACUAAAGGCUACUACAGAGAGUGCUCAUUUUCCUACAGCUUCUUGGCUUACUGCUUAUUUCUAAUUCCUGUGUAUGGACACAAAGGAAGAGGACCCACUAUCUUCUCUGGUUGACUUUGUUUCAGAACCAGAGGCCUGCUUUUUGAAGACAGAGGGGCUGUUCACCAGCAGUCGAUGGCUAGCACAAAACAGAGCUAGAAGAGCUAAAAGACCAAUUCCAACGUUUGAAUUCAAGAAAGGCAGGCUGUAUUAAGUGUAAUCCUUGUCUGCAUUAGACCCAAACUGUGAAUAAUGUGAACUGACCCAUGAGUUACACCUGGAAUAGCAGGAAUUAAGUGUGUUUGUAGAACUUGCAAAGCCAGUAUCACUCUUGAAUCUGGUUUUCAGUCACUGGAUGUGAGUAAUUUUACUUUUAGUGACAUGGUGAGGGAUUUAUGCAUCCCCUCUUCUAUUAUGGGCUAGUAUUUAUUUUCAUUAAGAUUGCUUUAUGGUGACUACAAUUGCAAAAUAAUAUGGGCCUUCUUCAAAACUAGCAUCCUGUUUUGACUUCAGCAUUGCCCUCUGGUGAUUAGUGGCAGAUACCCAGGGCUCUGCAGGUUCUCCCCUUGGAAGCUGAAUUGGAAUUUCACUCUUUCCUUAUGCUUCCAGUAGGUCCAUACAUCAUGUAGGACAACUUAAUGUCAUCUCAACACAGCCCAAAUAUCUGGGUUUCAGGAAAGGGCUACCCCUUCUCCAUCAAGUGUAGAAGCUGUUGAGACAUCACUUGGGAUCCCAAGAUGGUAGCAUGGGUGAAAGUUCACUCUCCUUCACGUUCAGUGUCUGUAAACCAACAUGAGUCCAGCAAGUUUUCCCAAGAGCAAGAACCCCCUCACACAGCAAGAAAACCCAGAUGACGUUGUGUAACAGUAGCAGCUGUUGAAGCUUGCUGCUGUAGUAUGAGCACACUAACUGCAGAGGUUGUGCUUUUUUGUCUAAAUCCUAUGAAGGAGACCUGCAUCUUUAUUUGUUCCUCUAGUCCCCAUAAUUGAGCUAGGGUGACUGAUUGUAGAUUGUGCGAAUUUACACAGUUUGUGCUGUGUGAAGCCUGAAGAGUUUUAUCUUCAUCGUACUUGAGCUCCUCUUCAGUCACUUUGUUCAUAUUUAUGGAAACGUUAAACAAAACUCUUCCGGAAAGACUGUGUCUCAGUGUUAAUUCUGUAACUUCUUAAAUUGUGACAGAAGUAGGUUAGGUUAUCCAGCAGGGAAGCAGAAAUGGUACCGAGUUUACUGGUCCGUAGACCAUUGUGGUUCAUAAAACACCAGCCGGUGGGCUGUGAAAUAAUUACAAAGGAAAUCUAUAUAUGCGUGCUUUACAAUUGCAAACAGACAGAAAAGUGGGAAGGAAAUAGGCUCUGCUUCGAAUACUUAUUUCUAUUUUUAAUUGGCUAUAAAUUAAAGCCAUUGUGACAGCACUGCACAAGACUAUGUGGACUCUUUUUUCCAGUAAUAUUACAGGGUCUUUGUCUUUUAAAAAGAGAGAGAGAAUCGAGUAGCUCAAAUAAUGCACACUGAAAGAAAUAACAGUAGGAAAUAGCCUAGCCUCAGUCUUUCUAGGCUGUAAUUUAUUCAUGCUUAAUUUUUCAGCCAUUCCAAAGAGCUGAUGUUUGUACGUCAGCCCAUUUGUGAUGAAAAAAGUUGAAUAUGUUUCACGUUUGUGAGUUAUUGCCAUUCUAGACUUUUGUUCUCCCUGUCAUGCAGUUGAAGGAACACACCUUACCCCCAAUAAUGUAUUUUUCUGUCUCAGUUUAAGUGCCUUGAUAGCCACUGGAGUUACCCUAACUUACAAUAAUAAUAAUGUAAUGAGUAAGUAACCAUGCCACAUGGGGCAGAUAAGGAUGCCCAUGCUGCUGCUGUCAGUUGCUUUCCACCUCAGACCAGAGAUUCAUAAGAGAUAAAAAAACGUGUAGUUUUUCUUUGAUUAAGGAAGGACUUGCAAUAUCUGGCUUUCUUGCUUAUUUGCAGAGCGCCCUGCCAUUCUGGAAUGCCAUUCCAGGAAUGGAGGACAAGGGCUGAUUCUUGUGUAAUCAUUGAUCUGGUCUUGGCAAGUGCCUGUUUGGCAGUAGAAAGUGCUGAAAUGCCCAGUUGCUAUCUCUGGGAUUGUAUUCAUGAUAGCAUGAGCUAAAGUUAGGCUGACUUUGGUGCGGUGGGAAGUUACCUUGUGUGAUAACAGCCAAAAUGCAAAGCUCUUCAGCAGCAUGUAUUGCUAUGUAGGCAGCUAAGUCCCCUCUGUGUUACUAGCUCCAGCAGCACAUCAGUUUAAAAUACUCACUUAAUAUAGAGACUUCCAUUUGUCGACCUCAUGUAGGAGAGAAAUGGCACUUGAGGUUAUAUUAAAUUAACCCCCACAAGUAAUGACUGUUCAUUGCUCUUUCUGCUAAGUUUAAUGCCUAUAAUGUGCCUUUUACUGGUCUUCUGAAUAUUAUUCCAGCUGUAAAAGCAGAUGGUAAAUGUGUAGAUGCUCUUCAAUGACUGUCAAAUGUAUGAUUAAAAUAUAAGAGAACUUUCAA
Messenger RNA from Columba livia (rock pigeon), 5843 nucleotides. It is a transcript of the gene ILDR1, whose product is annotated as immunoglobulin like domain containing receptor 1. Lineage: Eukaryota; Metazoa; Chordata; Aves; Columbiformes; Columbidae. Gene Ontology annotation, cellular component: plasma membrane. The coding region runs from base 87 to 1730 and encodes 547 amino acids. The record is from RefSeq and is a predicted model, not a curated record. Gene Ontology annotation, molecular function: high-density lipoprotein particle receptor activity. The transcript has 8 exons.